Molecule: messenger RNA, 3097 nt
Organism: Culex pipiens pallens (northern house mosquito)
Lineage: Eukaryota; Metazoa; Arthropoda; Insecta; Diptera; Culicidae
Gene: oc
Product: homeotic protein ocelliless
Exons: 4
Coding region: 795-2153 (452 amino acids)
Biological process (GO): regulation of transcription by RNA polymerase II
Cellular component (GO): nucleus
Molecular function (GO): RNA polymerase II cis-regulatory region sequence-specific DNA binding; DNA-binding transcription factor activity, RNA polymerase II-specific
Source: RefSeq, a predicted model, not a curated record
UUCUACUUAGUUAGAUAUAAACAUUCGUAAGGAGUACAUGUGCACAGCGGAUUAACAUUAAUUAUAAUUUUUAUUGUUGUUUGUUUAAUUAAUAACAAUAAUAGGUGUAGUGCGUAUCGCGCGCGCGAGGCCAGUUUUGAGCGAGAGUUGGAAAACCGCGAGUAAUACAGUGUCCGUGACCGCGCACCGAGCUUGACACGAGUCCCGCCGCGGCUGAUCCGGCUUAAACGUCACACCGGAUUUGCUCCGACGUCGCGAGAAAACAGCUGAUUAAAUCCGCAGUGGAUCUUCCAGUACGUGUCAUCGAUCGAUAACCCAACAUUGUCAAAGGGUUGUCAACGUCCGAAAUCUAUUUACCGUGACACUUGGGAUAAAGUAAACAAUAGAGCAGGAAGACCUAAUAGAUGAGGAUCACGUCGCGAUCACAGUGAGUGAGAAACGAUCCAGAGUGAUCUUUGAUGACAACAAUUGGAGUUUGUGUAAGAGAUCGUUCAGUGAGCUAGUGAGUUGUAGUCGUGAAUGACACCAAGUGAUUCGUGAACGGAAGAUCGGUGUGAUUAGUGAGAAUUGUUGUUGUUUUAGUCAUCAUUAUCAUCUGUACCGUGUGAUCAACAAUCGUGAAGAUUUUUUCCUUCGGAGAGCUGCAUUCGUCGAUCGGGAGCUCCACCGGAAGUCCUGUGCCCUCCGAGUCGGCCUUCCUCGACCAUCCCGGUCGGCUUCCGGAGCAAUCCUCGCCGUCGCAGCACCACCACCAAAAAAUUAGCACCGUGGCGCUGCACUCGACCGAGGCCCUGAUGGCCGGCUUUCUCAAGUCCACGGACCUGGGUCCGCACGGUCCGCACGGGUACGGCGGGUCGCACCAUCCGCACCACGGUCACCCCCACGGGCCUCUGCCGCCCGGAAUGCCAAUGACGUCGCUGGCCCCGUUCGGGUUACCCCACGGGCUCGAUGCCGUAGGGUUCCCGCAAGGUAUGUGGGGAGUCAACCCGCGGAAGCAGCGCCGAGAACGCACCACAUUCACCCGUGCCCAGCUGGACGUCCUGGAGGCCCUGUUUGGCAAGACGCGCUACCCAGACAUCUUCAUGCGCGAGGAGGUCGCCCUCAAGAUCAACCUGCCCGAGUCGCGAGUACAGGUUUGGUUCAAGAAUCGGCGCGCCAAGUGCCGCCAGCAGCUCCAGCACCAGACCUCCGCCAAUCUCAACAGCAGCAACAAAUCGUCCAGCAGCAGUUCGUCCAACUCGGCCAGCCGGCAGUCCGGCGGCGGUUCCGGCUCGUCCUCUUCAGCGAACCACAACGGUUCUGCCAACAAGACCACCUCAUCGAUAGCGAACGCCAACAACAAGCCCACGAUCAAGCACACGCCGAUGAACAGCAGCAGCCACGGCAGUCAUCCGAACGGAGCCGGAAGUGGGCCAAGCAAUAACGGCAGUGGAGCGGGCGCGAGUAACAGCAGCAGCAGUCACAACGGAAGUUUAGGGUUGGCGCACAGUAAUGCGUCACCGAUCCUGCCGAUAACUCCGUCGACUUCGGUGAGUCCACCGGUCAAUGUGAUCUGUAAAAAGGAGCAACCGUCGUCGUUUCAUCACACUCCCGGGGGUGGUGGUGGUGGCGGCGGUAACGAUGGCAUGAAGGCGUCUCCGGGCUACGAUCUGCUGAAGGAUCCCGAGCUGAGCAGCUUAUCGCACCACGCGCCGGCCUACAUGAACAUAAACUCGCGGUUAGGUCAAUCGCUGGGAGCGGGUGGAGUCGGAGGUGUUGGCGGCGUGUCCAAUGGGCCAUCCGCCGGCAACCUGACGCCACUGGGGUCCAACUCGUCCAUCAUGACGACACCGUCGCCGCCAAUCACCCCGCAGACCUCACACAGCUCGCUCGCGUACGUGCCGAACCACGAAACGUACAACUUCUGGCACAAUCAGUACCAGCAGUACCCGAACAAUUACAACACCCCGUCCUACUACAGCCAGAUGGACUACUUCCAGAACCAGAACCAGAGCAACUACAACAUGGGCCAUGGCCACGGCUACACGACGUCCGCCAACUUUGGCCUUGCCUCGACGUCGGCCCUCACCGGCGGUCCGAUGGGCGGCCAAACGUUCAGCCCGAACGGCCUCGACUACAUGAACCCGCAGGACAAGUACGUCAACAUGGUGUAAAGUCCCGAUCGAGAGAGCUGCCAAUCAUUGCUCAUAUCACACACACUCACGACGACAACGACGAUUUUAGCAGGCGCAACUUCCGAAGUUCUGAAUUUCCCGUUGUUCAUCCCCUACCCGCUCUACCAUAUCGAAGAAGCGCCCCGUGUGAUCGCUUCGAAAGCUUUGUUUUUAAUGUUUUUGUUGUCCCCUCCCCAAAACCUCCCCCCUCCCACCCUUCUAAUUUAUUCGUUAGGCUGCCAUAGGAGAAAGAACGACUCGAAUCGUGCGAAAGUCAUUUUCGAAUUAAGUGUAUAGAGAAAGAAUCAAUCAAAAUUGAGCCAGAAUCGAUAUCAAACUGUUCAUAUCAGUAUUUUUUGAUAGGAUCAAAAAAAGUGAACGCAAGUAUUUAAAAAAACAACUGAGAAAAAAAACAUACAUCGAUUUACCAGCGCCAAAAUGUGUUAUUAAAAAACCCAAUCUUAAUAAAAAAAAGAAAACAAAAAUCUUAUCAAAACAAACAAAAGGUGUAAAUCCGUGUAUGAAGUAAAACAAACAAAGAGAUUUAAAACAGUGCGACGGAUCCCGCCUCAGAGGUCGUGCAACGAGCACGAAACAAAUCAUAAACUUUGAUAUUAAACAAAAGUGUCCCACGUCCCACUCACACACAUUCCAACCACUUGUACGUAGGAUAGUUAAGCGGUAAGAGAAAAGAGAGAACCUGUGCAAUUUUACGUUCGAACCAUUUUUGCAGCAUGUGCGUGAGAAUGAAACCCCCCUUCCUUUUAUAAAAUACUCAUGCUCCAGAGAGAGAGAGAGAGCGCGAGCGACUCAAUUUGUUUUUACAAAUGUUACUUUUUCCUUUUAUUUUUUUCCAUUCGAGAAAAAAAAAUCAACCUACCAACACACUUUUUAACACGCUCUCUAUGGAAGAACAUUGAGCAAGAGCAAGAAGAACAAGAUAA